Messenger RNA from Daphnia pulicaria, 8990 nucleotides. RefSeq lists its product as uncharacterized. The coding region runs from base 69 to 6008 and encodes 1979 amino acids. The transcript has 21 exons. The record is from RefSeq and is a predicted model, not a curated record. Gene Ontology annotation, cellular component: cell surface. NCBI's taxonomy places the organism in Eukaryota, Metazoa, Arthropoda, Branchiopoda, Diplostraca, Daphniidae. Gene Ontology annotation, molecular function: heparin binding.
GUCAGAAUCAGAUGUCUUCGUCUGUAAGCGAUUGUCUGUAGACGGUGACGGAUGUGUGUCUCCUGAGAAUGGCCUCCAUUAUUAUAAUUUCGGCGCUGCUCAUUGUUCCUUGUCGUUUGGCAUUCAAGAUACCGGAUAGUGGGUCGGCUGUAGCGAAUUUGUGGUCAGAAUUUGAACUGCAACUUCAGGACACUGUCUUCCAGGCAUUAGAUCGUCAUGAACGACAUCGUCGAGCUGCUCCAGUUCAAGACGUUUGGACAGGAUUCGUUCCCGAUCUUUAUCAGCAUCGAGAUCAAUUGGUGGUGGAUUCUGUGAACAUCGUUUCUUCCAACACGCUGCAAUGUCCAAGCCAAAAUGGAAAUGAAGUAUUGCUCGAUUCGGUGCAAUAUGAGAAACGGAGAUACACGUUAGUAACUUGUGGUGAUCGCCUCAACUUGUAUCGUCUGAAUUCUAACGCUCUUCAACUCAUGGACUAUAAAAUAUUGUCUGAUAGUGCAAUAUCCCUUGAGCAUUUCAAACUCUUCGACCCAGAAAGCGGCGAAAUUCUUCUAUUUCUGUUGGUAUUAACACCAAAAAGUCUAGAGGUUUACAAAGUUCACAAGGACACACUGGAACUCUCUGUUAACCAACAGCUUAUUAACGAGUUUGCAGGGUUGCAAGUGUUUGACGUGAAUGGAGAUAUUUUUUGCAUGUUAGCUAAAAAGACAGAUAAUCAAAUAAGACCUGGAAUCUUCAAGUUGGCCUUGAAUAAAGGCCAAAUUCACUUCGACCUGGUGACGACAUCCUCAUUCACCGACAACUCUCCGAUACAGAUAUGUACCGUUGAUGGCAAAGGUCAUCUGUUUCAUUACGACGUUGAUCAGAAACGGCUCAACACUUAUCUGUUUGACACUCUUCAACUAGAACAUCACCAGAUAAUUGAGGCAGAAGGAGUUAAGGAUUUUCAAUGUUUCCGGAUAGGUUCGACUCACUACUUGGCGUUUGCCACAUUUCAAUCUAUGAAAAUCUUCCAGUUCGUCGAUGGUUUCUACGAGGCAUUACAAACUUUGCCUCUUCAAGGCGUGUCGGUCAUCAAGCCUUUAUCGCCACCAACUUACCGCGACGAUACUUUUCUAUUAAUCAGUGGAUUUAAUGUGACGUCAUUUGAAGCUUUCGUCAAUAUUUUGCUGCUAGAUGCCUCGUCACUUACAUUCGUACCCAUGCAAUCGACUUGCUCCGAUCCAAUCGUUAUAGAUUCACCGCCUAAGAAAAUAAAACCUUCGGACAUUGGCUGCCUCACAUCUAUCGACAAUUUGGAUUUCAGCUCACUCACGUCAAUGAUUCUCGAUCAGCAAUUACUACUGGUCAUUUCUGAAGGAUCAGUAGGAUGGAUUUUUACAGUCGAUGUCCACUUGGAGCCUGUAGAAAAUCCUGUAGCCCGACAACUACUCGGAGUUCAAGGUCGCAUCGACGCGACUACUUCGGCGGCUGAAAAGGCUGGUGCCAAAUCGCGCGAAUUUCUCGAAUUUUCCAAAGGAAUAGUACUGUAUGAUAGUGACGUCAAACUGAAGGGCUCGUGGAAGGUGAGAACGAUUGAGGUACCGGAAGUUACACUGGAGAAAAUCAAUCAAACUGAAGUUGAUUUCAAUCCGGAAUCCUGGAUCCCCGGACUUGAUGUCAUCGUCGGUGAUAUCCAGAAAAAGAUGACUGAACUAGAAAGGCUGCUUGACGACAUUGAUGGUCGUUUACAAGGUACAAUCCAAAACGCUACUCAAGAUAACAUCGAUUUUGGACACCUUAUCGUCGACGGGUCAAUGUUAAUCAAUCAACUCGAAGUAACCAAAUUGUCUGUUGAGAAACUGAAUGGACUACCUUUCGACCCUUUGGUCACCGAUGUAGUCCGGCUUGAUUCUGAGCGAAUGAUAGAGAGUCUUGUGUUAAUGGGGACACUGACAACCGAUGCCCUUAGCGCCAAACAAAUCAACGGCAUUUUAGUUGAAGAUGUUCUUGUGAAAAGUGACAAACAUCCUAAAAUCACUGGUAACCUCAUCGUCAACAAUAAUGUUAGCGUUGUCGGAGACGUAAUCGUCGGUGGAACUGUUAACGGAAUCGAUUUGAGUAGUGAAAUUUUGACUUCAAAUGAUACCCAUGACUCAAUUAAUUUCGCUGAUGAUGUGAUCGUUGUCGAUUUAUCUGUCGAUGGACACCUGAACGGAGUUGAUGCUUCGCAUGUGCUACCUAAUGUCGUCGUCGAUAAAACACUUGACGUUCAGCUGGAUAAAGUCCAUUUCGACCAUUUGAUGAUAGACGGAAAUUUGGAGAUCAAAUCUGACAUGGUUAACAACAUCGAUAUUAUGGCUUUGAAUGCCAGCGCUAUUAGACUAGACGCUGACCAGCUUAUUGAAGGCAGCAUUGUUUUUAAACAAGGUGUCACUGCUGAAAAGUUUCUCCAAGUUGAAAUUAUCAACGGAAUUAAUUUUGAUGACUUCAUAACUAAAAACACAAGUUUGGACGACAUCAUCAUGACUGGAGAAAAAGUUUUCCAUGGGAAUGUCACCACCCGUGUACUUCAUGUCGAAAAAACGGUUAACAACCAUCAUCUUCACAACGCCCUUACACUCGAUACAAAUCAAACUGUUGAGGGAACAUUGCGUUUGCUAAAUGGAUUUGAAGUUCCUACUGGAGAUUUAACCGUAGAAAAUGUCAAUGGUGUUAACUGGAAAGCUGUCAGGGAACACGGAGUACAUCCUGCUAUCUUAAAGCUGCAAGGAAUAAAUAAGAACGUCACCAUUCGUAAUUUAUGCUCAAUUGGUGGCUCUUUGGCUGCCGGACACCUAAAGGUAAACGGAGAAAGCCUUGAAGACCUCCUGAACGACAUUGUUUAUUCCAAUGGCGACGACGUUAUAAUAACUGGCCCCAAGAAAUUUUCCUCAUUGAAGAUAAAUAGUCUGCAGGUUAACGGCUACAUAAACGGGUUGAAGUUAUUGGAGGAAUUGCUUACAUCCAGCACUGAUCAGACUAUUACUGGCCGCUACGAUUUCCAACGUUUUGUCGACUUUUCUGCGCUGGAUGUUAAGGGCCGUCUUAACAAAUAUAAUUUGGAUGAGCUGCUAGGAAGUGUAUUGCAAUUUGACGAUAACUUCAAUUCGGUAACAUGCCGCUUGAAAUUCUACCACGUCAGUGUUAGUGAUGAAAUCAUAGUCAACGGAUCUAUCAACGGUUUUCCCACGGAUUUAAUGGUGCUCGACGGUGUGGAUCAAACCUUCACUGCACCACAAAAACUAGUCUCUCCGGAUUUCAGUUCUUUGACCAUUGGCGGCAAUCUGAAUAUGACGGACGCUACAAACCAUGUCAACGGAUUAGAUUUGGAUCUCUUCGACCGCCGAAGAGUUACCGUCUCCACGGAUCAAUGGAUUAGAGGCGCUUGGGCGGUCGGUAAUAUUUCAAGAGAUACACUUUCAUUCCGAACACUGAACGGCCUCACUGUGGACAAGUGGAAAUCGUCUUUCGUACACGCGCACUCCCCAACUGCUCAGACAAUCAAAGCUGAUUUAUUCGAUAUAAAUGUGUUGGAAGUCAAAGGCGACAUCAUGACUUCAUCGAAUAAAAUUAACGACUACGACCUUCACUGGCUAAGUCAAGUGGCUGGAGACAUACGAGAAAAAUUAAUUUUUAACACUAGCGUGUCCUUUGAGCAUCUGGAAUCGGAGCAAAUUCGUGUAAGCGGAACUGUGAACGGCUUCUCGCUUCAGCGACUCAAGGACGACGUUGUCCAUCAUAAUCAAAAGCCCCGCGUUACAGGAGUCAAGAAAUUUAAAACAAUUCAAGUGAAAGGAGAUGUGGACGCCGAACUGGUGAACGGCCGCCGUUUACUCGACUCAUUUUUGCACAUCAGCGCCGACCAAACGAUCGAAUCACCUAUUAAAUUCGCAGAUCAAGUUAUUGCUGGCGAUAUGAAAAUGAUUGGAGACUCGACUACUCUCAACGGGGUACCAAACUCGCUGCUGUUCUCCUCCCAAACGCUGACUCAUAACAUCCACCGCGGUGACAUCAUUUUCGAGCAACAGAUCGAUGUAGACUCUCUAGAGAUAAAAUCACUACAGGGCGAGAAUUGGGAGCAGUUAGUUUCCUCACUGGCACGAAUCAAUGAUACAAAUAUAUUCACGGAGACUGUUACAUUCACCAGUCCCGUCAAGAUUGAAGGCGCGUUAUCGGUUGGAGAGCUGAAUGGUGUCGACGUGAAGAAGUUUAUCGAAGACGUUGUUCUUGUCGAUGUCGAUGCAAACAUUACGUCUCCGAAAUAUUUCGAUCAGCUGGAAACUGCUCGGCUGUCUACACACAGGCUGUCAAGUGAUUCCGUGUAUCCGGAUAUAAUUAGCACAGCGAGAGAUGCCAUUCGGCUUGACGUCAGUGAUAUUGUGAACGGAACAAUGGUUUUUGAAACAAUCUCAGUCAACCGGAAUGUGAAAGUUUCCAAGCUGAACGACCAAUCUUUUCCUUCUGGCUUUGUUACGCUAGACACUGACCAAGAGCUACCUGACUCCAUGGUGGUUGAUAAAAUAAUCAUGCUCGGUGACAUCAUACUGGAAGACGGAGCCCGAGUUAAUGGAUUCGACCUCAAGGCGGAAUGUGUAAACACUUGGAUGGUGGAUGGGGACGAAAAGAUUGAAUCGCACAAAGUCUUCCAAGGCCAAGUCGAUUUAUCAGGAAACCUCACGGUUACUCAGAAAGUGAACGGAAUACCUGACUUUGGACAGGAAGUUGUUAUGCUUGCGAAUGUUGGAUCUGUCUAUGGAGCUCCGCAAUUCAGUGACCUUACGAUUAGUGGUAACGUUGUGAAUGUUGGACUGACAAAUGAUAUUGAUUUGGCUGAUCUGGCAUCGCGAGCGCUCUACCUUGAUGCGCCUAUCAACACCAAUGCCGUAUGGUCCUUAGGAAAUGCUAUAAUUCAUGGCGGAAAUUUCCUGCUACCAGUUGAAGCCAAGAUCAAUGACAAUUCUUUCAACGUUGGCCAGUUAACUGGCAUUACUAGCUUCGUCGAACCGCGAAUUCUAAAGGUAGAGGAAAGAAACGUAUACAAUGCAGCCUUACAAUGGCAUGAUGCGUUGCGACACGCGUAUUUCAAGAUGGAUCACUUGGAUCUCAGUCAGACCAUCGGUCUGCCGCACCAAGUCACUGCGCUUUCCGAAUUACAGAUGAACGACACUUCACUUCUCUUCAUAGGGACCCGUGGAGGUUCAAUGGUCUACAGUCGCAAGUCAAAUGAAACAAGCUACAGUCUAGCUGGCAUUCCUCCGGACACGGGCAACGUGUCGAAAUGGCUUGCGUUGCCACCUGAUUCUGCAGCGAGUCUCUCUACAACUGGAACAAAACUUUGGCGCAUCGUUUCGGUUGAUCCUUUCCGCAUGGACUUGGUUGAGGAUUUUGGAUCAGAUGUGGUGGACAUAACUGACGAAGCUAUCCAUAAUCUUCGAUCGGUGUCGACUAGCGGAAAUGCCAGUAAAACAAAUCCAGCAGUGACGUCGUUGGGUGGAGUGCAAGUGUACGAGCGCAUGAAGACGCCAGCAGAAAUGUCCAAUUCUAACGGGCAAUGGAAUUCCGAUUACAAGAUGCACAACUUCCGCUUGGGUUCCAAAUCGAUGAUUGCCCUCAUCAUGUCAUUCUCACCCGAAUUAUUGGCAAGUGUUGUUGGUUGUCCGGGUGUGCGUUUAUUUAGCACAAACACCGGUUCCAUGAAGUUGGAACACAUUAUUCCAGCUUGUGACGUCCGCGCCAUCACAACUUUCAGUCACGGUAACUUGCCUGAUGAUUAUCUUCUGUUGGCUGAGCACGAGGCCGUUACCGUCUACCACUACGAAGGGGCCAGUGGAUACGUUCAAAAAUUCCGACUUCCUUACCCGACUGCCACUGCUCUUCAUUCUUGGUCCAUCAAAUCUGGAAGUGACAGUGAUCUUCUUGUGGCUGUUGCCAAAGCUGACCGUGUAGCCAUUCACAAUUCUGUUACGGUUGGUGAUUAUAUUGUGGAUUGAUUAUUUAAGUUUGUAUAUUAUUGUUGUCGAUGAAUGUGUUGACACAUAUUACAAUUAAUCUAAUCCUCAUUUUUUUUCUGGAGUUUCAGAUUUUGUAGCUUGUAGCAACUUGCGCAACAGUGGUCUGGCUAGCGUGGUAAUUAUUUAAAUAGCGAUCAUUUGGUUUGAAGGUAACUCCGUACCCGUCUCGGUAAUAGGUACCUAACUCCAUGACUAAGCAAUCUAUGGAGAGACUACAUUUAGGUAGCCAGCAUCUAUACUUUCACAAUGGAGCCUACUUUAUUCGCUGAACAAAGAACACUUGUUUAGAUUUCUAAAGAAUGACGAAUUGUAAAGACAACGUUGAUGUUUUAUGGUGAAAUCAGUUUCUGAGGGACAAGAAUGGAUUGUGACUAGGCCAAGUGGUAGGGGCGUUGUCGAUUUCGGGAAAACCUGCAUAGCGGUGAGAAACCUUGACCUAUCUGAGAUUCUCGAUUCCGCCAUUACGAUUGAAAUGGAGAUAAACCCGCAUUUUCGGCUUUUUUUAUAGCUCCAUGCUCCAACUGUGCUUGAAAUCGAUCAGACCCAAAAACAAUAUUUACCAUACUCUUUAGUCGUUAUAACCUCCAAAAUCUCUCCAGUUAGCACAGAUGACUCAGCCAAAUGUACACGACUGUGAUAUAACAAAACUUAUGAUAGCAUCACUACGAUAGUACGAUACAGUAAAAUGUGCCGUGUUAACAGUGUAUGGCUACCGUAGAAGGAACAAACACGUUUAGAAAAUAUUUGCUCUACACUCGAGCUGGUUUUCCAACGCAGUAUUACGCCAGACUUCCGUGUCUUUUGGUGCCGCGCGCAGAAGGUCGGUCAAUCGGAAGUUGAAACGCCCAAAAAAGUUGGGUGUGACUGCAAAGCAUUCUGGGAGUGGGUGUUGGCCUUCCGUCUCAUGACCUUCUUAAUCAUAAUGUUUAUUCCUUUUCUGGUAUGAGAUUGAUUUCUUUCCUCUGAUUAAUGCCCAUUUCAAGGUGAUCCCGUACACUGAUUUGUUCGUGACUCGGCCGUUUUUUGUUCUACCUAUUUAAUUACCAACCUGUCGCGGAUGGUUUACACCAGUUUAUACUGCACGCUUAUGCCGCUUGCCUUUCUCUUUUUCGAUUGUAGAACUAUAGUAAAUUUUUUUUGCCUUUGAAGGGUGACAACCAACAUCUCUUUCAUGCGAGAACGAAAAAAGAGGCAGGAGCAAGAGUGGACUGGUUAGUCUAUCGUAAAUCCCCUUUGGCUGUGGACGGGUCCAUCGAGUGUUCUUAGAAAUUGUGCAACUCAAGAACGAAUUCCUCCCAGAUAUUUUGAAGUAGUCGCCAGUGGUUUGCUACUCCUCACUCAUCAAGCACGGUAUUAGUAAUCGUUUUAAUUAAAACAAAUUAAAAAAAUUGCAGUUAAUUAAACAAAGACAGAGUUUGUUUCGCCAUUCCAAAGACCAAAGAGUCGAGGUGAAAACCCAGACAAACCUGUUUUUGUUGUCAGAACACGAAGAAUUUAAGGAAAUGUUGGCUUCAGCAAUAAUAUUUGCGGCUGCUGUCGCGCUAGUAUCGGCAAACAACGCUCCAACCUAUCCUAGUGAUGUCUCCAGUACGGCCGGCAAUUCUUAUGAGAGUUAUCCUCCGUUUAAUGGUGCAAAAGUUCCACAAAAUGGGAAACCAUCUAAUUCUUCUUAUCCUGAUGAUGGCUGUGGAGACUACUCUGUCCGAUUUAAAGGCGAUGGAUACUGUUAUCCUCUUCUGAAGAAAGGCCCUUGCGAGAAUGUGUUGUUUUGGAUUACGGUCGACCCCUAUACUUAUGAGGGAAUAUGUACUCCUCGCCUUUGUGGUAGAGAAAAAGUGUUCGUCGGUCGAGAUGGUCUUUGUCACGAUAUUUACGAUACUAAAGAGUGCCGCGGAGGUAGGCGUCUUUAUUACUCGGCUUACGGAGAUCCAAUUUGUGAUUGUCCUGUUGGGCAAUAUCCAUUCCCAUCAGAGGAAGACGAUUGCGUUCCUUUAUUUACCCAAGGACCGUGUCCAACUUAUCAGGUUGUAUCCGUUAGUUCAUCAGGUAAAUUAGAGUGUGCCCCCAACACUUGUCAACUCGUUGAUAGAUACCAAGAUUUCCUCCUGCAAUUGGUCCCAGUUAAACAAUCAAGAAUAAGUAACGAUGACGAAGACGAUGAAUAUGGAUACUGCUAUGCGUUAGGCACUCGAGGACCUUGCUCACCUUCUGAACUUUUUGGUUACAACAUCUUUAGCUCUCAGGGAGAGUGUGUUGACAUGGAUGACCCUAGAACGCCAUACUUUUCUUCUCCGGAAGAGAACGCAAUUUUAGAUGAUGUCUUUGAUCGGGCCGCAAACGAACCCAUAAAAACAAAGAAUAACAAAAGUAAUACGUUUUUUCGUGCACAACGUUUAUCAAGAAAACGAAGACAAGGACCCAAUACUUUUGGGAUAUUCCAACAGCCAAGUAGAAUUCCAACAUCUCUCCUAAAUCCCUGCCAAACUGGCGGUCGAAACGGAAAUAAUUUCAAGUGUGCAAAUCCUUUGGUUCCUAGUAGACCAGUCCGCGACGUUAGUCAGCCUGUCAGUCCUGCUUUCGGUUGCCGACCAAAUGAUUUCUUGCAAGCUACUGGACAAUGCGGUAGCAACCGUGGGCCAGCUAGCUGCGGACCUUCCUACCAAUUCAUCCCAGCUACAAACCAAUGUAGACCACGCUUUUGAUAAGGAAUUGCCUGAAAAAGAUUCGAUACAGUUAUAUUAUUAAAUUCCGAUAAUUUGUAUUUCGGCCUGGUAUCCUUUUCGUAAUUAAUUGUUCCGACUAUCUCACUUGGAAAACUUAUCUAUUUUAGGAAACAAACCGGCAUAUAAGUAAUUAAACAAGAUAGUGGAUAAACCUAAAAUUCACUUCUCAAUAUUUGUAUAAGAAAUUUCGUAAUUGAUGCGAAAAUACAAGUCUCUUGAUAUCGCACGGUUAUCAAAA